Diaporthe citri is the source of this 6762-nucleotide messenger RNA. RefSeq lists its product as uncharacterized. Bases 1 to 6762 code for a protein of 2253 amino acids. Gene Ontology annotation, cellular component: transcription factor TFIIIC complex. The transcript is spliced from 3 exons. Gene Ontology annotation, molecular function: DNA binding. Gene Ontology annotation, biological process: transcription initiation at RNA polymerase III promoter; 5S class rRNA transcription by RNA polymerase III. Lineage: Eukaryota; Fungi; Ascomycota; Sordariomycetes; Diaporthales; Diaporthaceae. The record is from RefSeq and is a predicted model, not a curated record.
AUGGCUCAGGGUCUGGACGAGCUUGUUGAGUGGCUUGUCGGGGAGGUCUCAUUUUACGGCGACGGAUGUCCCGUGUCUGAGCUAACUGCUGCCGUCAUAAGAUUUCAAGAGAACGAUCACGAUAGGCGAAAAGAUGCAUCCAGCGACAAUGGCGACCAGCAGCAUGGAGAGGUGCCAACCAAGAGCCCGCCGACGGAAGCUCAGCUCAAGCUGGUGCGCCUUGCUUGGAAAUGGCUUCUGAGCACUGGCGAAGUCAGCAUUGGUCCUGAAGGUGAAUGGAACCAUCUCACAUUCGAUGAGAUAAUGUCUAUCCCGGAAGACGCUGGGCAAGCCGUCGCACCACUCAGAGAUGAAAAGUCCGAGCUUGCCGCACCCAAGCACAAGAAACUGCCCAAAUUCCAACCUCGCAUAUUCGUCGGGGAGGAGACCAUCUGGAAGACACUCACCGGUCACAGCAUCGACUACAAGCGCGUGCCCAAUCUCGAGUGGAAGUGCCUGGUUGCCAUCGGCUCCACAAAAGAGGACGGCAUCCUUCAGGGCGAUCUCAACAGAGCCACCGGCCAAGACAAGCGCUCCGUCCCUAAAAGGACGGACUUCCUCGCGCAGAAGGGAUACAUCGCAAAGCGCACCCACAUGGUGAGAGGAAUGAAGACCAGCAAGCUCUGGCUGACCAAGUUCGCUCCUGCGCUACCAGUGCCGUCCAACCCACUCGGCGGCAAGGACUUGUCUCGGGCCUCGUUAACUCGAGAUAUGCAACCUGUUGCAUGGCAUCAGCAGUGGACCGGCAAGGACAAAUCAGGCAGGCCGGAGAUCCACUACAUGGCGCUGGGCCAGACCAUAAUUGCCAUUACCAAAGCCUGGGGCACUCUUCGGAUUAGAGACUUGAAGGCGAAGCUUGGUAUACUGGGAAAGAAGUGGCAAAUGAAGGUCAUGUCUAGGUUCCUUCGUCGUUUUCACAAACUGGGCAACGUCACCUAUGUCGCUGCUACUUUCGCCGGCGAUAAGCAUGUGUUCAAAGACUGCGUCAGGUUUGCCAGGGAUCCUACGGAAUCGGAUUGGAGGCUUCUCUUGGCCACCGGCAAGAAGACUUCGCGGUACACGAACCAGGGCAAGGAUAAGCAACCAAGAGCCAGAUCGAAACCAAAGGGAGGCAAAGGAAGAGGAAAGAAAGCGUCCAAUGCUGCUCAACCAGCUGUCAAGGUUCUCAGGAAGAAGCCCAAGCUGAGGCUCGGCGCCACCAUGACCGGUUGGGUUCCCGAGAAGCCACUGGCGAACACAGUUGCCGACUUCGUCCUCACAGGAGGCGCGCUCGGCUACUCAACCCCCGAGAUCAGCACCGACACUGUCGGCUACGUUUUCCGUCGGCAUAUGUUUACUCACUUGGUAAAUCUGAGCAACGGAGACGUUCAACCUGCCGGCUUACGAGAAUACCAAAUGAGCAAGGAGUUGGUCAAACUGGGAAACACAAAACAAUACAUGUUCUCCGUGGAAGGGGCUCGAGGGUUCAAGCCACCCGAAGGACCUGAAGAACAACUCACCAUUGACCCGGCUCUACGGCAAGAUGGCGAUGGCAUAGAGCAGCCACCUGCAAACAACAAGAUCGAGGAUGCUUUUGGAUUUGGAUCUGUCGACCCCAAAGUCUUCUCCGAAGACGGGUCCUUGUAUCUCACGCAAUCAAGUCGCAUGGAACCCGGAAAACAGAUCAAGCCCCGCCGACCUUACGGCAGCCGCAAAUCGAAAGUCCAUGUGGCUGUCAGUGGUGCUCAAAGCAUAGAUGCAGCGGAACAAUUAGAUGCGGAGCAACUGGGCGUUGAGCAGGGCGAUGAGGCAGGUACAAUGGCUCCGGCGCCACGCCGCAGAAGAGGUCGGCCUCCCAAGGUUAAGUUUCAGCCCACCGGCGAUGACGCCGAGGAAACCCCAUCCAGUAGACCGUCAAGGAAGCGCAAGGCAUCACAGCGUGCAUCUUACUUGGAGUCUCUUGACUUGGAAAAUGAAUAUUCCGAGAUGGUGGCAGAGGCCCCUUCUAUCGACGGACAAUCGCGGCCUAAGCGCAGAGCGGCAAUGAAGGCACACGUCACCCAGGAGCAGGAGAACGAUGUGCCAGAGGAUGAGGAAGACGAACCGGAUGAAGAAGCCGAAGAGGAGCAGGACCGGAGCAAGCCUGGCGUCUACAUUGGCAUACCUGGAUCGCUCAAUCCUCAUCCUCAUAAGAAGGGGCGGCCGAGAAAGUCUCUUGUUGUAAUCUUCAGAUCAGACAAGAUGAAGGAUCCAAACUAUCUUCCAGGAUGGACAGACUAUCCCGAGCCGAUCCCACCGUCACACAAUUCUGAGGCCAGUCACGCACCACGGAAGAUCCCAACUCGGCCACCGCUUUCAGUAGCUGUCGGAGCGACUGGUCUUCAUCAGACCGACUCUAUCGAGCAAACAGAGCCUCAGGUCCACGAUGCCGUAAUUAUCUCAACUGAGCCCGCAGCAACUUCCUCACAGAAUCAGAAAUCGACUCAAGAAGCUGCUGAAGGCAACGAAGGCACCAUUGUUGUUCAAAGCCUGGGCGGUGCCGAUCAAAGCCAAGAAGGCCAGGAGGCCCAACAAGAGCAUGCCAAUGAUGUCGCAGACCACAGCGCCUCCCCGGCGGCCGUCGAGCCAUUGUCGGAAGAUAAGGCUGCAACGGAGGCGGUUCGUGCUCCUGCGAAGACAGAGCGACAACCUAGGAGGCCCAAGCUUGACAAGUAUGUCUGCGAGAAGUGUGGUGGAACCUGGAAAAAUGACAUCGGCCUCAAAUAUCACUUGGAGAAGGCCAAGGUCCCCUGCAAUCCGUUCUACGCUGAACAUCCAGAGCUCAUGGUCAAGGUGAAACCUGUCCGUACUAGCCGGUUGGUGGCCAGAACCCCUGAACCUCACGAUGAAGGCGCCAGCCCCGGGAGCAGCGUCAAGAGCAGUGUUAGUAUCUCGCCUUCGCCUCGAACUCCCAGGUCUGCCCGUGUUCCCAAAAAGAAGAAACCACCUGUUCCUAAAUUUGUGGACCAGAGCGAUCCUGCGAAUCAACGUACCAUUCUCAAGCAACGGAGCGCACUCAGAAAUAGCCAAUUUGGAAUCUCAGGAGUGUCAGCUCCCCGCGGGCUCAAAGUUUCAGAAGCUGUUGCGAAGGAUGCGAUGAACACGACCGAGAGUGCCACACGAGAGGUGAUCGCUGCCACCGCAGAGCCAAGUGCAGCUGAGAUUGUUGUCAGUGACCAUAUGGUACCCAAGGACCCGGAUGACGCCGAGCUGGACGAGGAUCUGCCUUAUCUUGCACACAUCCGUGCUGAGAAAACAAAGCUGCAGCCGAGGCUGUCAGCCCCGGGCUUCCAAGAAGUUGAACCUGGAAAUCGGGAAGGCGAACAGAGCGUUAACGUGGCUCAGGAGGUCCCAGAGGUACAGGCUACAGAGCCAGCGCUGAGUUUGGACCCAACAUCGAACCUGGGCCCAGCAGAUGCGAUUCAGCCAUACUCUGAGUCCCCUAUCCCAGUGAAUGCGACUGCACCGUAUGAGCCUUACCCUCUUGGGGAUCAAAUACCGCCAUUCCGGCUGCCGCUCACAGACCUCAAGGCCAGAACUGCCAAGGAAGUGCGUUCACACAAGAUCGAGGAAAUUAUCCGGUAUCUUCUCGCCAACAAUGGCGGAGUUUUCCCGAGUGGCAGAGCAUUACUCUACGCUAUUUUGAAGAUUUAUAUCAAGGAAUGGCCGGAUUUGCCCCUGCCAACAACAAUGGGUGUUACCAGGGUUGUCAACAGGCUACAAGAACAGCACGAAAUCAAAGAAAUGUCUUCGGCAUACAAAUCACCUACUGAGCGCCUUUGGACGACUUUGGUCAUGCUUACACUGAGCCACAUCGACCCCAACGGCCCGGUGGCAGGCGAUCUCAAGAAGAAGAUGAAGGCCGCGCAACCUAAUGUGUACGUCCCUCCAGCAUUUGCUCCUGAUGAGAGCGAGAAAGCGCACUUCAAGAAACUGGAUAUACUUCCUGCCCAACGUGGCAAAGGCCCCGGUAGACGAGACCACAAGCUCGAAGAGGAAAUUGUGACUUUCGAUGCGCCUUUCUAUCUUCAAAAGGGCCUUGCUGGCGUGCGACCGCGUAACCGCCCACGUGCCGUUCAGUCUGAGGAUGAAGAAUCCAACGCUGGAGAUGAUGAAUCCGAAGCUGCCGAGACAGCUCCUCUACCACGUCGUCGCGGCCGGAAGCGAGCUGCUGAAGGCCAAUCGGAGGCACCCGCAGCCAAGAAGACAAGGAGAGGGAGGAAACCGCGCAACAGGAUUUCUUUUGAUGCAGCUGAUGACAAUGACUAUUCGGUAUCAUGGUCGAUUUUGCCACACCAAUAUAGCAUCGAUGAGUCCCACGCGACAAAUCCAGGCUUAGGGUCUUUGCCUGCCUCAUUCUUCUCGGGAAAUGCCAGUGCGCCGACCAGUAGCUACACCGCCCCAAGCAAGGUGCAGUUCCUUGAGCCAAAUACCCGUCUGGAAGAGGAAGAAGAGCCAGAUGUCGAACCCGAGGAUGUCGAAGAGACCCCUACAAACGAAUCAGUGAACGAGCACGGAGAUUACUUCCUGCACACCGCAGUGGAGGGUUCGUUCGUGCACACGAUCGAACUCGAGUCGAUAGGAAAGGGAGUCUGGCCGGGUAUUCAUAACCAAUGGUUUGAGGCCAAUGACGGGAGCUUCACGAUGAAAGGCUGGUUCCCACAGGCUAGAGAGCUUCUGAAGGAACACCUACCCAAGACCAUGGAGCAGAUGGCAUACAAAAUUACCAGUCACUGCAAAACCGACAAGUGGGCAGAUCCAGCUUACGGCCAAUUUGUCACCAGCGUGGACGGCUGCAUGUCCUGGGAGCUUUCGGACCAGGGCUAUAGGUCCAUGUCGGGCACUAUCGCUCCAGACUAUGUCUUCAUCUGUUUCGCACCGAGUCCUGCAGUUUCCAACAUGGCGCCGUGCACACUACAAUGGCAUGAUGGCAAUAACUGGACUCCCGACUCGAUUCCUUACGAGAAGCUGGUGUACGAUGAAGAAGAGGCGGCUAAGUCAGCCGAGACUGCCGAACCAUACGGGAUCAUUCCAAUCUCUGAGCGAGGCGUACGCCGGGGGCCUGGUAGGCCGCGGAAGUACCCACCCUCUGUGCGUGACGGACCACCCCGAAAAUAUGUCAGGAAACAGCCGAAGGAUGAGAGCGUCCGCGAGCUGAAGCUACAGCGUGAGCUUACCGCCUACCCGAGAGAGCCGAAUGAAUACUUUCGUCAGAAGGGGCAGGAAGACCCUGAAGUUGACUGGAAGGCCGAGGACACCCGCAUUGCUGCAUAUGUGGCCGUGUCAACGCUCUUGGGCGGUAUCAACAAGGCCAUGGACUGGGGUAUCAUGAUGAGGAUGUUCCCAGAUUCGAAGCUGUCAAACCUGCGCAAGUUUUGGGCCACUAUCAAGAAGGAGCGGGAAGGGUUCAUCCAGAACUUGACUGCCAAGUUUCAGGAAGACUUCGUCGAGGCAUACGAAAAUGGUGAUCUGCCUCCAAUCGACUUCAACAAGCCUCUGGAGUACGACUGGCUUCGUCUUAUCAAGUGGACGUUGGCCCUCGUUGUGAGAGAGGGGAUUGACUUACCGCCAAAUAUGCCACAAUUCGACGAAGAGUUGGAGCUGGUCCCUGUUGAAAUGGGUGAGUUUGACUGGCGCGACAGUUACUACCACUGGCAGAGGUCUGUCUUCAACAAAUUCCAGGACGCUGCUGCGGAGCCAGCUUCGACGGUUCUGGAGAGGCAGGAAAAGGCAGAAGAUGCGGAUUCGACAAUUGCACGCUCCUGGGUUCGGGCGCUCUGCUGCACGGACUCGGACAAGUACACGCCUCUUAGCAUCAAGAAGAAAUUCCUCGCGCUCGCCCGAGGUGGUCAACGUACUGAGCAGGAGAUUAGCGAUCUUCUUGAGCAGACCAUACGCGAUCUGGAGCACCGACGCAUUGCUAUCAAGCAGAAAUCCCAAGCUCUUGCCACGGGCCGGCCUUACAAGCUCAACGAGCAUUUCUUACGCACGUUGGACCGCUUCUCCAACGAAGACAAGUUCACUGUCGCUGCGGCUUUCAAGGUGAAGAUGGACAAGGCCUUCCGUAAGGGCAAAUCCGUCGAGAUCCCCUGGCGCACCGAAGACGGCAUGGUCAUCGCGGCGUUCAACCUGCAGGCUUAUGGGCGGGUGCAUAUCGAGCCUAUGAAGAAGCUUCACGUCCCAUUCGGUUUCAAGCCAGGUUUCUACGAGUCGCGCAAGUUUCCCAAGUCCUACUACCGCUUUGAUCUGCAGGUGACGCCUACUUCCCGGUACAUGUACAAUGAGGAUAUCGAGAUCCUGAGGAGGGCAACUGAUGACUCCGUCAUUCCCGGCGCCAGCGAGGACGGCAAGCUGCCGAUGUGGUGUGAUUUCUUUGGGGAGCCUGACCGGUCCCGUUGGUUCAAGAUGCUGUCAGCGGUACUGUUCGUGCUCGCCACCCGCGGUGCGAUGACGGAUGAGUUUGCAGCCCAGGCACUGCGACCCUGCAUCGAGAUAUUCGAGGUUGAGAUGGUCCGGAAGUGGGCUCUCAAGAUGGGCGUAGUUAGGGAGAUCACCGAGGGAUGCGGUGCUGUCAGCGUUUCUGAGUGGUGGUGGUUAAUCUGUGGCCUCCCCGUGACCGAGGCAAGCGAGUCCAAGGCCGAUGGUCACGACCAAUAUUCCUCGUGGCAUAAGCGAAGAUGGCGGGGACAGUAUCGGGUGCACUAA